Molecule: messenger RNA, 5683 nt
Organism: Cuculus canorus (common cuckoo)
Lineage: Eukaryota; Metazoa; Chordata; Aves; Cuculiformes; Cuculidae
Gene: MAU2
Product: MAU2 sister chromatid cohesion factor
Exons: 19
Coding region: 7-2061 (684 amino acids)
Biological process (GO): maintenance of mitotic sister chromatid cohesion; mitotic sister chromatid cohesion
Cellular component (GO): chromatin; SMC loading complex
Molecular function (GO): protein binding; double-stranded DNA binding
Source: RefSeq, a predicted model, not a curated record
CCUGAGAUGGCGGCGGUGGCGGCGGGCGCGGCGGGCGGCGCGGCCCCUCAGCAGCAACCGCCGCCUCAGCAGCAGCCGCAGCCGGCGGCAGGCGGGGCGGCGGGCGCCGGGGAGCAGGGGGGAGGUGGUGGCGGCAGCGGUAGUGGGGCCGGUGCUGGUAGCGGCGGUGGAGGAGGUGGAGGAGGAGGAAGCGGUGGAGGAGGAGGAGGUGGAGGUGGUAGCGGUGGCGGAGGAGGAGGUGGCGGCGCGGGCCCCGCAGCGGGGUCGGGCGGCCCCGCUGGUGGAGGGGAAUCGUGGUACCUGGCUCUGCUGGGCCUGGCCGAGCAUUUCCGCACAUCCAGCCCGCCCAAGGUGCGGCUCUGCGUGCACUGCCUGCAGGCCGUGCUGCCCCGCAAGCCCCCGGCCCGCAUGGAGGCCCGCACGCACCUCCAGCUCGGCUCCGUCCUCUACCACCACACCCGCAACGGCGACCAGGCCCGCGGGCACCUGGAGAAGGCGUGGCUGAUAUCCCAGCAGAUCCCCCAGUUUGAAGACGUUAAGUUCGAGGCCGCCAGCCUUCUGUCCGAGCUGUAUUGCCAGGAGAAUUCCGUGGAUACAGCAAAACCUCUGUUACGCAAAGCCAUUCAGAUCUCACAACAGACUCCAUACUGGCACUGUCGAUUGCUUUUUCAGCUCGCACAACUACACACGCUUGAAAAAGACUUGGUCUCUGCCUGUGACCUUCUUGGAGUUGGAGCAGAAUAUGCACGGGUGGUGGGAUCUGAGUAUACCAGGGCGCUGUUUCUGCUGAGCAAGGGGAUGCUCCUCCUGAUGGAACGGAAGCUUCAGGAGGUGCACCCGCUCCUCACUCUUUGCGGACAGAUAGUUGAGAACUGGCAGGGAAACCCCAUCCAGAAGGAGUCGUUACGCGUGUUCUUCUUGGUGCUGCAGGUCACGCAUUACCUGGAUGCUGGGCAGGUGAAAAGCGUGAAGCCGUGCCUAAAACAGCUCCAGCAGUGCAUCCAGACCAUCUCCACGCUGCAUGACGAUGAGAUUCUGCCCAGCAACCCUGCCGAUCUCUUUCACUGGCUGCCCAAGGAACACAUGUGCGUGCUCGUCUACUUGGUGACAGUGAUGCAUUCCAUGCAGGCCGGGUACCUGGAGAAGGCUCAGAAGUACACAGACAAAGCACUCAUGCAGCUAGAGAAGCUAAAAAUGUUGGACUGCAGUCCUAUCCUGUCAUCUUUCCAAGUCAUUUUGUUGGAACACAUAAUCAUGUGUCGGCUCGUCACGGGACACAAAGCCACAGCACUGCAGGAGAUCUCCCAAGUCUGUCAGCUCUGCCAGCAGUCUCCCAGGCUGUUUUCCAACCACGCUGCCCAGCUGCACACACUCUUAGGGCUCUACUGCAUUUCUGUGAACUGCAUGGACAACGCAGAAGCACAGUUUACGACAGCACUGAGGCUCACAACACAUCAAGAACUCUGGGCAUUUAUUGUGACCAACUUAGCCAGCGUCUACAUCAGGGAAGGCAACCGGCAUCAGGAGCUUUACAGCUUAUUGGAAAGGAUAAAUCCAGACCAUAAUUUUCCUGUCAGCUCCCACUGUCUUCGAGCGGCGGCUUUCUACAUCCGAGGGCUCUUUUCCUUCUUUCAAGGAAGAUACAAUGAGGCAAAGCGAUUUUUACGAGAGACACUGAAAAUGUCAAAUGCUGAAGACUUGAAUCGACUGACGGCAUGUUCUCUCGUGCUCCUGGGUCACAUAUUCUACGUGUUGGGGAAUCACAGAGAAAGCAACAAUAUGGUGGUGCCGGCCAUGCAGCUUGCAAGCAAGAUCCCAGAUAUGUCCGUGCAGUUGUGGUCCUCAGCGCUGCUGCGAGACCUGAACAAAGCCUGCGGAAACGCCAUGGAUGCACAUGAGGCAGCGCAGAUGCAUCAGAACUUCUCCCAGCAGCUCCUCCAGGACCACAUUGAAGCGUGCAGCCUUCCAGAACACAACCUCAUCACGUGGACAGAUGGACCCCCGCCGGUACAGUUCCAGGCACAGAACGGACCCACCACCAGCCUGGCCAGUCUCCUGUGAAACAGAAAAACCAUCGGGACAACGUGGGUAAAAAUUAAAACAAAAUGCCAAAAAAAAGGAGCAAAAAAUUCAUGCAAAAUCUUUUCUUCAAAGAAAAGGCAGCGAAUUCCUCUUCUAGCGAGGGCCUUGUAGGAAACCGAGUGCAUAAAGACAACGUACAUUUCAUAGACUUGCAAAGCGAGAAGGGCGUUUUAAGCUGCUUUUACGUAAGGUGUGUGACUCUACAGGUAGUGUGUCUGUCCCUUGGGGUUUAAUCCUCUUACCUCUCGCGAGAGCUCCAGGUUCGUCCAAAGGAUGCUUGUUCCUUAUGUUGCUGGGUACCUGCUGUGUGAAAAUCAACACAGGCAAUGAAGAAGACUCGUGGGUUUGAAUACUUGUUGUAGUCUAGGUACCUAAACCCUGGAGGGUGGUGCAUGCCAGCGCUCUGGUUUGGGCUGAAGCCAGUUUUAUUCUUUUCUGUGCCCUUCCGCUCCUGAGAAUAAUUGGAUGAAAUCGCGAUUGAUUGUGGGGUGCCCUAAAGUUCUAAAUUUCGUUUUUGAGGUUAAACUCUCUCCUCAUUGUGUGCAAGUCGUUGCCCGUGCUGUUUGUAGCCAUGCGGUGGUGAGCUGGGCGAGAUCUGAGCUCUGAUGGGCAGGGUGUUUGCGGCCGGGUGUGUUCGGGUCCUCGGCGGGGGCUGUGGGCUGAGCAGAGCAGGCUCGCGCCGUUGUCAGAGGAGCAGGAUCCACCUCCUGGGUUCCUGUGCCACCGCUUUGUCCGUGAGAGGGUCUUCUGUCCCCCUGUGCUGACCUCCAGUCCCACAGAGGUGAGAACAGCAGAACCACAGCUCUCUCCAUCUCUGCUCUGGAGCAGGGGUCGUGUGGAAGGAGGGAAGUUCUUGCCUUCCUGUCUGUUCCUUGAGAGCCAAGCAGUGGGGAACCAGAGUUGUGUGUCUGUGCUGCGGCCGCACCAAGGGGAGGCAGCAUCUGUGCCUUAAUGAUUUUACAAGUUAUUGAAGCUGAAGUUAAGCUGGGCACUUAGAACCCAGAUCCAGGAUCAGCCACUUACGAUAGAGACUGAACUACAGCCCGGCAAAAACUUAUCUUUCCAAACUGUUCCAUGUUAGCGUUCCUGUUCUGUCUCAGUUUUCUGAACUCCUCAGCUCUGAAUUCUUACUGUGUUUGCCUGUGCGUCUGCAGCUGCCUCAGAACAGGAGACCAGGCCCAAGUUUGUUCUGCAGAAAAGAGUACAAGAGGCGUUAAUUCCAGGAAGCAGCAGCAGCUUUAGAGUGAGGAUGUGUUCCAGCCCGCCAUAGUGCCCUGUAAGGCUUUGUGAGGUUUGUGGGCCUGAAUAAAAGUGUUUUUCUCUGUUGGUAGCUCUGCAUAUUUAUCUCCUAGUUUAAAAAGGGGAGGGAAAAGGAUUCUGCCAGAAAAAUCAGUUGUGUAGGGCUGUCCGAUUGCUGCUUUUUGUGAGAGAGAGGAGAAGGUUUUAGAGGAACUAUUUGACUCCCUCUAAACCUUUAGAAUUUUUAGCAUGGAAGGGAUACUGAGAGAUAUGUCUUUAAUCAUAGAAUGGUUUGGGUUGGAAGAGACCUUAAAGAUCAUCUCAUCAUCUGUUGGGUGUGCGUGGGAAGCAGCGUCUCUCUGGGGGCUCCCUCCACGUGUCACUGAGCUGCAAGAACACCGUACCUGGUUUAAGCGCCUGAGUGCGAUGGCCAUUUUCUCAGCAGGGCUCUCAGCAGCUGAGGGACGACUCAGGACUGGAAAAGGUGUGCUUCAACAUCUGCUGGAGUCCCAUUUGGGUAACCCAGGGGUUCUGUUUGUCAUCCAGUCUGAGGCUGUUUAACAGAUUACAAACCCAUGGCAACUAUAUUAAACUGUUCUAAAUGCUGGCCAAAAUAGUGCCGCUUCUAUAAGGCAAUAUUAAAAACCCGCCAACUCCAGAGAGCUGUGCUUUGGGAUUAGGGUUAGAAAAGCGUUUUGCAGCAGGCGAGGUGUCCACCAGUUCAGGUCUCUGCAUUUCUGACCUCAUCCUGCUGCUCAGGGACCUGCGGAGCUGGAGGUUGUGUUGUGAGAGCGCAAUUUGUGGUGGCAAUUUUCUGUUAGUGCUUGUGUGUGAACCAGGCUGCUUUGUAGUUGGGAUUCCUUGCCCGUCUGUUCUCGGGAGAGAAGGAAGUACUCGAGGGAAAGGCUGCCAGCCUGCUUCGGAUGCAUGUGCACUCAGGUUUAACAGGAACCAUUUCCCAAAUGUACCGACAGCGGGAACAGGCUGGGGUUGCUCCGUCCGUGCCGGGGGGCAGCUUCACCCAGGCUGUCCUGCUCUGCAGAGCAGCACUCGGCCGCGCUCGCCCCCAGCCCCGCAGAGUUCAGACCCUUGCUCCGUUUCCAGCAUCCUCUUCCAUCACAGGAUUUCAGAAAUCAUGUAAAUUUGAAAAUAACUGGGUGAUUUUUUUAUCUCUAAAACUCAAUGUACAUUUGUUACAAUGUACAGCGCUUUUUAACUACACUUGUAUAUUAAAUUAUUGAAUAGUUUUGCUUUGCAGUACCUUUUGUAUGUAGCAGAGAUUAAAACAAGGAACCUCAUAACUGAAGUUCUUCCUAAUUUUCGAAUGCGUGUGUAAAGCUGAACGGAAAACUAGAAGUUUACAGUUAACAGAAGGUUCUGUUAAGUGCUUGCUCUGUCGAACUUGAUCUGAACAACAGAUUUCUAAUCGUUCUUGUCCAAUCGUUUAAUUCUCUAUAGAAACAAACACGAAGUGUUUUAUGAUCUUCUAAAAAAAAAAAUUAUUCUUCUAAAGAUGUAAUUUAGAGAACUGUACAGUUUUUUUUCCUCUGGUAUUUUUAAAUGAGUAGCAAGAACUCGCACCGAGGCAUCUGCUCCCGGUCUGUAGAUAGUGUAAAACUUAUGUGUGCGUAGAGAACGCAGUCGGAAGAAGCGUUUGCCUGUUGUGUUUCAGUGUGAACACCCAAAAGGGCUGAGUAUAUGGGGAAUCCGGAUUGGGCAGCUGGGAAUUAAAAUAAGGAUAAAAAUGAUGAAGACUUUCUCCCCUGCGACCCCUGUGUGCACUCACUGUGCCACCACCAGCCAAAGUUAACACCGACACCACGUCAGGGCCUCGCGCUGCCUGUGGCCACGCGGAGCAUGGCACAUGUUCUGUGUUAACUCACUGCUUUAAUUGUAUUCAGUUUUCCCAACCUCUGGAAGGUAAAGUGAUGGCGGGAGGGGUUUGGGGAUGUCUCGUAUUACUUUGGGGAUCGCUGCCCUCUCCACAUCACACCGAGUGCUCCCGUUUCUGUAACGCGUGGCAGCUCUUUCCGCGGUGGUGAGAAGGAAAUCGCGUCGGUGGUUUGGUUUGUACAGAACACGGAGAAAUGAGGAUGGAGUAACCCCCGUCUGUGCUUUUCUACUGUCUGUCCUAGCGAGCGUAUUUAAUUGUUUCCCGCAACGAACCUUUAAGUGUUUUGUCGGGUGUGUACACGGUGUCGUUAUGUGUUUGUAGUUCUCCCUCGGUAGCAGGAUGCGUACCUUCUGCCUGCGCUCCUCCUGAAGCUGUACAUACUCGAACUUGUGGAAUGAGAUGGAACCGGGGCCAUUCCUUUGCCUUUGUUUCCUCUCGUUUUCUAUAUUAGAAGAAUUUUUAAAUAAA